AAUGCUUUCUGAAAGCAAUUCCUUUUUGAAGGGUGUGAUGUUCGGAAGCAUUUUCUGUGCCUUGCUCACUGGGCUAGGCCACGUUAGGAUUGGUGUUGGAAAUAGAAUGCACCACCAUGAGCAUCAUCACCUACAAGCUCCUAACAAAGAAGAUAUCUUGAAAAUUUCCAAGAGUGAACGCAUGGAGCUCAGUAAGAGCUUUCGAGUGUACUGUAUCAUCCUUGUAAAACCCAAAGAGGUGGUUCUUUGGGCUGCAGUAAAGGAGACUUGGACCAAGCACUGUGACAAAGCAGAGUUCUUCAGUUCUGAAGAUGUUAAAGUGUUUGAAUCAGUUAAUAUGGAAAUAGAUGACCUGUGGAUGAUGAUGAGAAAAGCUUGUGAAUAUGCCUUUGAUAAAUAUAAAGACCAAUACAACUGGUUCUUCCUUGCACGGCCCAGUACAUUUGCUAUUAUUGAAAACUUAAAGUACUUUUUGUUAAAAAAGGAUCCAUCACAGCCCUUCUACUUAGGCCACACCAUGAAAUCUGGAGAACUGGAAUAUGUGAAUUUGGGAGGAGGAAUUGUCUUAAGUAUAGAAUCCAUGAAAAGACUUAGAAACCUUCUCAGGUUCCCUGAGAAGUGUCCUGAACAGGGAGGGAUGAUCUGGAAAAUAUCUGAAGAUAAGCAGCUUGCAGUCUGCCUGAAAUAUGCUGGCGUGUUUGCAGAAAAUGCAGAAGAUUCUGAAGGAAAAGAUGUGUUUAAUACAAAAUCUCAUGUCCUUUUUAUUAGAGAUGCAAUGACUAAUCAACCCAAGCAAGUAGCAAAAGGAUAUUGCUCAGAUAUGGCUGUUACUUUUGGUGGAAUGUCAUCUAGUCAGAUGUAUGUGAUGAUGUAUGGAGUAUACCGUCUUAGGCCAUUUGGACAUGCUUUCAAUGAUGUAUUGGUUUUCUUACCUCCAAAAGAUUCUGACAAUGACUGAGAACUGGGUUGAGAACGUAUGUACACUGUUUGGGACAUGUGUUGUCAUUACUGUGGUAACAACUA
This is a messenger RNA of Elephantulus edwardii (Cape elephant shrew), 1023 nucleotides long. RefSeq names its product C1GALT1-specific chaperone 1-like. Bases 2 to 958 code for a protein of 318 amino acids. NCBI's taxonomy places the organism in Eukaryota, Metazoa, Chordata, Mammalia, Macroscelidea, Macroscelididae. Gene Ontology annotation, molecular function: N-acetylgalactosaminide beta-1,3-galactosyltransferase activity. The transcript has a single exon. The record is from RefSeq and is a predicted model, not a curated record.